Molecule: messenger RNA, 909 nt
Organism: Pseudocercospora fijiensis CIRAD86
Lineage: Eukaryota; Fungi; Ascomycota; Dothideomycetes; Mycosphaerellales; Mycosphaerellaceae
Exons: 1
Coding region: 1-909 (302 amino acids)
Source: RefSeq, a predicted model, not a curated record
AUGCCUCCAGACUCAGGCCUCUCCAGCUCACUGACAAGACAAAUUCACCUGCGAGGAGGAUCGGUGGUGACGGUGACUGCGCCUGAGUUAACAGCAUGGAAGCCGACACUAUACGUUCAUGGGCCCAUCAAACUGCUAAAGCCGAGUAUUGUGCCUCGCAAGAACUCCGUUGCAAGCCUGGAAGCUUUCCAGGAAGCCGUCGAUCGGGUGUAUCAACAUGCCCUGGCGAUACCGAGAAGGCGGAGCGAUGACGCUGUCGUGGACGACAUCUGCGAUUUUUUCGACGACUUCGAUCAUGAAAUGAUGGGAUUUGGAGGCGACCAAUUCAUGCGGUCUGUGAAUGAGAGCCUAGACGCGGAGGAUGUUGAGGCGGAAGAGGAGGCCGAGCGGUUCAGUACACCGCCGACCGAAAUGUCUUCUGAUUUUGCCGCUGCAGCGGUUCUGUCGAGACAUGUAGUCAUCCCAAGGCCGCAUAUACCGCCUGUCGAAACGGAGGAGACAUUGAGGGAAAGAGGGAUUGCGCGACUGGCGCGGCUCUCGAGAAGCUCGGCGGGCUCUGCUUCCGGGGAGAUGAUGGCAGAGCGAAGAGAAUCGUGCAUACUAGGCAAUUCAGAUGGCGGUAUGCAAUUGCCACUUUUGCCAGCGCCAGAAGAUGACGCUUUCGAGUCAGUCCUUCGACCGGCUGGGAGCACCGCCAGCGCUAGUGGGAGAGGCUAUUCUCAAAGCGAGUACAGCAGGCAUACCGGUACUGCCUUAACGGGCGAUUCUGGAUGUGAGUGGAACGAGCAGGAGGUUCAAGAAAUUGAUCAUAAUUUCGAGCCUGCGCCAAUUUCCAAGAAGGCUCGGCGCACUCGCAAUCCAAUCAAGAAGAUCAAGCAGGCUGUUGCGCUGGCCAAUGCUGCCUUGUAG